This is a messenger RNA of Hevea brasiliensis (rubber tree), 1986 nucleotides long. Its product is annotated as protein NODULATION SIGNALING PATHWAY 2. Lineage: Eukaryota; Viridiplantae; Streptophyta; Magnoliopsida; Malpighiales; Euphorbiaceae. Bases 193 to 1770 code for a protein of 525 amino acids. The record is from RefSeq and is a predicted model, not a curated record. The transcript has a single exon. Gene Ontology annotation, biological process: regulation of DNA-templated transcription. Gene Ontology annotation, cellular component: nucleus. Gene Ontology annotation, molecular function: sequence-specific DNA binding; DNA-binding transcription factor activity.
AGAUAGAAGAAGAAGCUGGGAACUUGGUCGGAAUAAAACUCUAGAGAAAGCGAUUGGUAGUUAUUCUCUACCCUGUUCAUCAGAAUUCUAAUAUAAAUAUCACUCAUCAUAUCAUUGAUUCAACACCCAGAGUCUCUUUCUUUCUCUAUUUCCCCUGACAAUUCUUUUUUUGAUCUGAAGACAAUCAAGACCAUGAUGGAUUCUCAAUUUUUCCAGCCUUCAUGGCCAUUCUACAAUAUCAUAAAUUCAAAUCUUGAUCUUGAUCAGGUUGAGUGCUUUGAUGGUCUCAUGGACAUGGAUGCUCAUGCUCAUGUUGAUGCCUGUGAAUUCUCUUCAUUUUCCACCCCAGAGGAUAAUAACUCUGAUAUUUCUUCAUUCCCCUGUUUUUCUACCAUGUUCCAAACUCAAUUUUCCCAAUCUCCUCUGUUUUCAGGUGAUGAUCACUUGCAGACCAUGUUAUCAGUGGAGGAUUUUUUUAAUGAACCUAAUGUGUGUGGAGAUAUGGGGUUUGUAUUGAGCGAUAGUGAAGGAAGUUUUCCUUCACAGGAGGUGUCUAAUGAAGGGAAUGGAUGGAGUCCAAGCCCUUCAAUUAAGUCCGAUGAAUCAUCAUCCUCAUUGACCUUGCCAGGGGAAGAAUCGGAGCUUAAUAGCCUAUUGAGUGUCCGUCACCUCCUCAAGGCUUAUGGAGAGGCCAUGGAAAAGGGACAGAGUGAUCUUGCUGAUGUGAUUAUGAGAUGUGUGAGCGAGAAAGUUAGCUUGGCUGGUGAACCCUUAUUGCGCCUAGCAUUCAACCUGUCCCAGGAUCUCGAUAAGCAUGGGAAUUAUCUAAAACAAGAGUCUUCCAAGAACUUUGAGGCAGCUUUCAGGGCAUUCUACCAAAUAUUCCCAUAUGGGAGAUUUGCUCACUUUGCUGCUAAUUCAGCAAUUCUUGAAGCUAUGCCUGUUGAUACUGAGACGAUACAUAUAGUGGAUUUCGACAUGGGGGAAGGUAUCCAGUGGCCUCCGAUGCUUGAGGCCUUGGCAAGGCUACAAAAGGGAGUGAAAUUGACAACAAUAAAAUGGGAAAAUGAGGAUUGCGAUCGAGCUCCUCUAAUGUGGAGUUUCGAAGAGGCAAAAAGGAGACUACUCGAUCAUGCAAGAGGGUUUGGUCUAAUGUUGAAGGUGGAAGAGAUGGCAAUUGAGCAUCUAGUGAGUGAGAUCAAGAGAAGAAAGAAAAGAGGUAAUAGAAAAGAAUUUUUAGUAUUUAAUUGCAUGAUGGGACUUCCACACAUGGGAAGAAUAAGAAGCAGAAAGGCAGUGGAAGAAUUUCUAAGGGUAGCCAAAGAAUCGAUGGCGAAUUCUGUCAACAAGGGUAUCAUAACUAUUGGAGAUGGAGAUUCUUGGGAAAAUUUGAACAAUUUCUCAGGAUUUGGGUCGUUUUUUGAAGGGAAUAUGGUGCACUACCAAGCCCUUCUUGAAUCAAUAGAGUCAGAAUUCCCAGUUCAUCUUGCAGAGGCUAGAAUGGCUUUGGAAUGUCUCUUUGUGGCCCCUUGUAUCUCUUCCGAGGUUUGGUUGGAAAAGUGGAUGGAAAUAAAAGAAUGCUGCAAUGUUGAGAUGGGAAGUAGCCUGGAAGGAUGGAGAAUAAGCAGAGAAAGCAUGGAAGAAGCUAGAGAAAUGGUGAAAGGAAAUGAAAACUCCUACGGUUUGAAAAUUGGAGGACAGUGGAAAAACGAGAUGAUUUUGGAGUGGAAAGGAAACCCGUUAGUGAGAGUUUCUGCAUGGAAAAACUAAUUAAGAAGAGAUUAGCUCAAGUAUUCUUUCUUCUUUAAGUAAAUAUGUGUGAUAGACAGACUAUACUACAUUUGUUGUAUAUUGUAUAGAUUUAACUGUGCAUACAAAGAGCUCUGUAGGACGGUUUUAAUAAUACAAGGCAUGUUAAUUUGCCAAAUCUAACAUGUAGAUUAUCUUGUUAAGUUUCUUUUAAUUAGUAAAUAUGGAACUUCUUCU